Wallemia mellicola CBS 633.66 is the source of this 2447-nucleotide messenger RNA. RefSeq lists its product as hypothetical. The record is from RefSeq and is a predicted model, not a curated record. Lineage: Eukaryota; Fungi; Basidiomycota; Wallemiomycetes; Wallemiales; Wallemiaceae. The transcript has a single exon. Bases 1 to 1401 code for a protein of 466 amino acids. Gene Ontology annotation, cellular component: catalytic step 2 spliceosome.
AUGAGAGAUCAUCGUGAUGAUCCUAGAUAUACGCCUACACCAACGAGUAGUACAACAGCGAAGCAGAAUAAUGCGCUAGUUAUACCAAAAACUUUAAAAACAUCACUCAAUUCGCAAAUCGUCUUAUCUGAAGAAGCCUACACCAAAGCCUUAAGUGACAUAAUAAAGAGAGAUUUCUUCCCAGAUCUCAAGAAGGCAGAUGAUUUGAGCUACGAUAUUAAUAAUUGGGUGGGAAAUAAAGCCGCAGAUGAGGAAACAGACUCGCAACAUAUAGAGUACGAUUACAGUAGGAUGUCACUAGAGCAGUUCCAAUCGAAAUUCACAUCAGAGGAUAAUGCCAGCUUUAGCUACCUCCUUCAUAAGGCUAACCUCAAACGUCGUGAACGCUAUGCAUGGGCAUACAACGCAGAAUUACUCGCCAAUCAACGGAGGAUAGAAAGUGGCGACAGGCUUUCACGGCAGAUCGAAGAUGUCAGUUCAAUCUUAGCAGAUGGUGAGAAACGAUUGCUAGAGAGUAAUAUCGGCGUGAACGAUAUCAGUGAUUUUGGUGGUGAAGGAAACGAGCAGGCACUCGUACGGAGAGAAAAAGCUAUCAAUCAGCAAGUACAGUUGGGUCUAGAGAAGGCUCCUAAAGAGGGCAUGUCUCUUGUACCUUCUUCUAGCAAAGAUGUGCGUAAAGCUGGCGUAGAUACGUGGGGAUUUACGGCUACAAACAACCUGAUGUUUAAUCCAGAUACGAAUACACCUAACUAUCUUGCUUUGGUAGACAAAGAAGCUGAAAAUAGGCAGAAUAGAGUGACUAAUUAUGCCGCUACGAGGAUGAGUAAUGAUGAUGACGAUAAUAUGAGUAGCAGUAUGGCUAGUACAGCACAAAUCAAUGCUGCCGUUAACGCUACAUCUUCUACUUCUUCGGACGCUGGUUCAAGCACUCCUCAUAUUGGCGGUUAUAAGUUCGUCGAAAGCAUGCCUUCACCACGUGCACAUCAGUUACCGUCUUCGAGUAUUAACUCCAUGAUGGUGAGUGGAACGCUGUCGGGUACACCCAGACGACUUGAUGAGGAGGAUGAAUAUGACAAUUGUAGGUAUUAUGCUUAUAAAACUAUUCAAGUACUCAAAUUACCUUCAGCUGGCGAUUUCAAGAUACCAAAGAUUAGUAGGCGAGACAGACUAGGUCAUCAACUGGCUUCCCACGUCAAGACGAAGCAGACGCCAGCUCAAUCAACACCAACUAGUAGGACACCCCGAGGCGUUUCACUUAGCCCCGCUGGACACGCUCUGCUAGAGAAGACCAAGAGGAGACGAACAAAUGCAGAAGCAACACCAUCAUCAUUUCGCAGUGUCCGUCAGUCACCAGAUAUACGACGGAAAGACAAAGGCUGGACGCCGACACCUCAACGGUAGAAUUUGUUGUGAUUUCUAUGCAUCUAUUUCAUUUAUAUGUACAAUUGUUCUCGAAAAAGCAAACUAAUUAGUCUUGAAACGCUGGUAAAUUUGACCAAAUUGUCCGAUCGCUGAUGACAAUGGAUUUCUCUUCUCCUGUGACAUCUCAAUUGCGACUUGAACAAGAUUUUCAACAGCUUCAUCAGUAAUUUGAUGGUGUACGACUAUUCUGUUGGAACUAAUCGUUAUUCCAGCCCGAUCUUUGACGCGUUGAAUGAAUUCCUCAAGGCUGAAUCCAAUUGUUGAGCUAUCAAAGAAAACCAUGGAUGUUUCAACAGGUGAUAUAAUUCUAAUUUUAGCUUGUUCGAAGCCCUCUGCUAUUCUCUUAGCUCGUUCGUGCGUCUUUGGUAAAAGUGGGAAAUGAUUCUCGAGAGCAAAGUCAGCAGCCUCCGCAAGAAAUCCAGAUUGACGGAUACCACCACCGAAAAGCUUUCUAAACCAUUUUGCCUUUGUGAUUACUUUUUCACUUCCGACAAGAAUGGAACCAAUAGGUGCACCAAUACCCUUGCUUAGACAGAGACUAACGCUAUCGUAUGGCUGGCAAAGUUUAUCGAUAGAUAAACCUGUAGCUGCGCUAACAUUCCAUAUGCGCGCACCAUCGAGGUGCAUAAUCAAAUUGUUGCUGGACGCCCAUUCAGAUAUCUUUUUUGUUUCACUUUGUGGGAAAACCAGACCAUUCUUGGUAUUUUCAAGACUAAUUAUACGGGUUGGAGCAUAAUGUAUAUCAUCUUCGAGUGUCGCAUGGGCUUGUAUAUCAUUAAGCUGUAAAUGAUGCCCAUUUGUGGGCUCAACUGGUGUAAUUUGUGCCUGAGAAUGGAAAGCAAGACCACCAGCUUCAUACUUGUAGAUAUGAGCGUGUGCAUCGCAAAGUACGCUAUGUGGUGGUUGAUGCAAAUGGGUGCGCAAUCCAAUUUGAUUAGACAUAGUACCAGAGACGCAAAACAUAGCAGCAGGUUUACCAGUCAUCUUCGCAAUCUUCUUCUCAAAGUUACUAGUACUUUCAUCCU